Messenger RNA from Mycena citricolor, 965 nucleotides. The record is from the annotation of a GenBank genome assembly. NCBI's taxonomy places the organism in Eukaryota, Fungi, Basidiomycota, Agaricomycetes, Agaricales, Mycenaceae.
CGAGAUGUUGCGCGGCUCCUCUCAGCUCGGCCAUGUCCUCCAACACCACUAUUCUCGAUCUUGUCAAGUCUCUACCGAGAAGGGUUAUCAAUAGAUACCGCCGUCUUCCUUUGUACGGCAAAGCGAUUGUCUGGCUAUGGAUUCUGUUCGAAAUCCUCCUCGUCAUUGCACUGAUCAUCAUUACUCCUAAGCGUGUUGGACAAUUUUUGUACGACAACGCAGAGAAGCUUGCCCGACUUCGCUUUGGGUGGCUAAUAGUAGCGACUGUCGUCGUGCUCACUUCAUUCCCUCCUUUUCAUGGUCACACAACGGUGACGACAUUAUGCGGGUUCGCCUGGGGAUUGAAGGGGUUCUAUAUUGCUGCACCAGCUAGCCUCAUCGGCAGCACUCUCGUGUUUGUGACUCUCCGUGCAAGCUUCAAAGAGAGGCUGCGUUCGUUUUCCAAAUCGAAUGAGAAGUGGUCGGCGCUGGAAGCUGUCAUUGCCGCCAAAGGUCUACCUCUGAUCAUCCUGAUUCGGAUGUCCCCUCUUCCGCCCUAUGUAUACUCCAAUGUGAUGUUUUCAUCGAUCUCCUCUGUUGCUCUGUGGCAAUUCGUCGUGGCUACAUGUUUUGUGUUCCCUAAGAUCUUUCUGCAAGUCUUUAUCGGCUCUCGCAUUGCUGCACUGUCCGAUGGAGAGCAGCGGGACAAGAUGGACCCACACACCAAGAUGCUCAACGGUGCCCUUAUCGGAGGUGGAAUAUUCAUCGCUAUCUCUGCUAGUUGGCUGGUAUAUCGCCUCGUCACCAAUCAUAUCAGAACACUGCCGGGAGUCCCACCAGAAGUAGACGAACAGGCUGCAGAGGCUAUCGAGGGGAGCGAAACUGCUCCUCUGCUAGGAGCCGACUCAGUUUAGAUUGUCUACUUAUAUCAGUGCUAUAAUUUCGUGUAAACCAUGCCGAAUAAUCAUUCAAUAGUAAUGCAGGAA